AUGUUGGCAGCACCAUGGGUGUGCCGUAGCUGCAUGGUCUCUCUGAGGCGUGUCGGCCGUGCGCAGUUUAUUCGGCGAUUUAGUACAGAAUCUGCGCCAAACCUCCCACCCGCCCUCCUCGAACGAGCCCGGAAGCUCACAGUCGAACACGACCAAUUGACCGCGGGUCUAGAAAAUGACUUUGAUCCGAAAAAGGCGAAACGGAUGGGCGAGAUCUCCCGAGUUGCUAGCGCACUCAAGGAAUUCGAAAAGGCCAAGGCCGCGUUGGGGGAGCUCCACGGCCUCCUAGAAUCCGACGAUGCCGAGAUGCGGGAGCUGGCAAAGGACGAUCUCGCCGCGACAAACGCCCAGCUCGCCGAAUCGAGCCACAACCUUUCAGUCGCCCUGACCCCCAAGCAUCCCUUCGCCGACAUGCCGUGCCUUCUCGAGAUUGUGCCCGGCCCGGGGGGCACCGAGGGCCGCUACUUCGCCGACUCGCUGUUCCACAUGUACAAAACAUACUGCGCGAAUAAGGGCUAUCGCGCACGGGUUGUGAAGUACGAAGCUUCGGACAGCGAUGGCUCAACGGGGUCAGAAGGAGAGAUUCCGCUUCAGGAAGCCGUGUUGGAAGUUCAAGAGCAAGGAGCGUAUGAUGUCUUUCGCGGCGAAGCAGGCAUGCACCGGGUACAGCGCGUGCCAGCGACAGAGAAGAGCGGGCGCACGCAUACGAGCGCGGUGGCGGUAUGGGUGCUCCCAUCGUUCCCGGAGAGCGACGUCACAGAUUUUGAGGCAGACUGGGACAAGCCGGAGAGCGACUUCUACAUCGACCCGGGCGAAGUCAAGUCCGAGAAGAUGCGGGCGGGUGGCGCCGGCGGGCAGCACGUGAACAAGACCGAGUCGGCGGUCCGGCUGACCCAUAUCCCGACGGGCAUCGCGGUGAGCAUCCAGGAGUCGCGGUCCCAACAACGCAACCGGGAAAUAGCGUGGCGGCUGCUGCGAUCUAGGAUCGCGCAGAAACGGCGCGAAGAGCGAGAGGAAGCAGCGCGCCAGCUGCGGAACAGCGUCCUGGCGAGCUCGCAGAUUACGCGCGGCGACAAGAUUCGGACGUAUCAGUUUCAGCAGGACCGGUGUACAGACCACCGCAGCGGGGCCAACGUUCACAAUCUGCCUGACGUUCUCCGCGGCGGGGAGACGUUAGGGAAGGUCAUGGAGAGCGUCCAGACCUGGUUGGUCAACAAAGACAUUCAGGGGCUCAUCGCUGAUGAGGAGGCGGCGGCCGUUGUCGAGAAAAAGCGCAAGUGA
Dichotomopilus funicola is the source of this 1281-nucleotide messenger RNA. Its product is annotated as putative peptide chain release factor 1, mitochondrial. NCBI's taxonomy places the organism in Eukaryota, Fungi, Ascomycota, Sordariomycetes, Sordariales, Chaetomiaceae. The transcript has 2 exons. The coding region runs from base 1 to 1281 and encodes 426 amino acids. The record is from RefSeq and is a predicted model, not a curated record. Gene Ontology annotation, molecular function: translation release factor activity. Gene Ontology annotation, biological process: translational termination.